Messenger RNA from Xyrauchen texanus (razorback sucker), 2140 nucleotides. RefSeq names its product major facilitator superfamily domain-containing protein 4A-like. The record is from RefSeq and is a predicted model, not a curated record. Bases 126 to 1712 code for a protein of 528 amino acids. The transcript is spliced from 10 exons. Gene Ontology annotation, biological process: transmembrane transport. NCBI's taxonomy places the organism in Eukaryota, Metazoa, Chordata, Actinopteri, Cypriniformes, Catostomidae.
UUCAACUCAUUGGACUCACACACAUGCUUGUCUUUCCGUGAGUGAGUUUUUUCACGUUUGGUAUGAAUCCAACUGUGGAAUGCUGAAGAAACAGGUCGAAAACUGCGUCGCGAAACUUUUCCAGCAUGAAGCCGCUGCUGAAUGAACGGACCUGCUCUUUAUUCCGCAGUAACUGGCAGCAUACUUUAACAUACUGGAGUGUGUUCUUCAGUUUUGGACUGUGUGUCGCUUUUCUGGGUCCGACCAUCCUGGACCUGAGAUGUCAGACCCAGUCCACCCUACAGGAGAUCACACUGGUCUUCUUCUCCCAGCAGUUUUUCCUCUUUAUUGGAAGCACCAUUGGAGGAUUCUUCAGUAAAACGCUUGUGAGCUCUUUGUCAGCUCUGGCUGUGUCCACCCUCAUCAUCUCUGUGGUUUUUGCCAUCAUCCCACUAUGCCAUAAGUUACUCUUGCUGGCGUUCGCCAUGGCGGUGUCUGGUCUUGCCAUGGGCAUCAUUGACACCAUAUCUAACCUGCAGUUGGUGAAGAUCUACCAGAAAGACUCUACAGUUUUCCUGCAGGCUCUACACUUCUUUGUCGGUCUCGGGGCAUUAAUGAGCCCCCUUAUAGCUGACCCCUUCCUGUCUGAUACCAAUUGUGUAAUAGGAAACAGCAGCAUCAAUACAACAUCAUUAAGUCAUCUGAGGAACACACUCGCAGGCAGACAAAUACAAAAUGUGUCCAAUGUCCACCUCCACACCGAGGGCGAAGUGGUGACCAACGUCUCCUACGCUUUCUGGAUCAUGGCUCUCAUCAACCUGCCUGUACCCAUCGGAAUAUUCAUUCUUAUGUAUCGGGAGCGUUUGUUUGCAUGUGGUUCCCCCAGUCACCGUUUGCUAAAUGGAGACGUUCUGGCAAAAAAAAACUGGGGAACCACAGGACAGUCAGAAGACAAUGGGAAUCAGAAAGAGGAUCCUAAAAGCCAUAUAGAACUGUUCAGCUGCUGUCUCCUUGGCAACAUGCACAGUCUUCCGUUGUCUUUCUUUGGUAUCCAUAUCCUUGGGGGUCUGGUGCUCUUUUUUUACGAUGGUUUAGUGGGCUCAUACACAGGCUUCGUCUACACCUACGCAGUGGCGCCCCCUUUGAGUCUACCUCAUAAGACAGCCGGCUACUUGACGUGCAUCUUCUGGGCGGCCAUUACCGUGGGACGCUUAUCUGCCAUACCUCUGUCUUACCGCUUGAAACCUGUAAAACUCCUAAUCAUCAAUCAGGUGGGUGUGAUAGUCACACUACUUCUCCUACUGUUUUUUUCUAACAGUAGUGUGUUCCUCUUCAUUGGCACCUGCUGUCUUGGUCUGUUCAUAAGCAGUGUCUUCCCCUGCAUGCUUGCACUCACCGAAGACAUCCUAGAAUACAAAGGUUGUGCCACUACAGUCCUGGUGACCAGUGCUGGGAUGGGAGAGAUGUUACUACAGGUGCUUGUAGGAUCGGUGAUGUACAUUCAUGGCAGUUUCAGCUUCCUGUUGUGUGGAAUGGUCUUUGGCUGCAUGGCAUUCAUUUUCUUCAUUUUGCUGUUCUUUGUCCAGCAAAAUCACAAAAACUUCACUGAAGUUUUACCCAAUAAUCCCCCUGUAGAAAGGCUUGAGGAGAAUGGGAUCAAGACCUGCUCUAGUGCAGUACUGAACUCAUGGGAUAUCUCAGAGUGGAAAGCAUCAAUCGAUCCAGAGCAAUGACAGUCUGAGGGUAUCCAGAGAGAACAUGGAUGCAGAGAGGACUGCAGUAAAGGGAUGGAGUCGUUGACUCAGGGCACUUGAGACAUUCCCAUUGCUAAACUAACAGCAGCAACCAAAUAUAUUCUUGGACAAUGAUACAAAUCAAUGACAAUUUUGAAUGUACAGCUUUUUUGGCCACCAAGGACAGCAUAUCAGAAUGUUAAAAAGAUUUAUUUUUGAUAAAUGAACAAUUACAUUUGUUAUUGCACAAACAUCGCAAUUUAAUCAUGUUUAAUGGAUCCAAUGUCACUGAAUAUGCGCAAUACAGUAACUUGAAGUAAAUGGAAAUUGUUUUGUGCUCAUUGGUCAGCAUUUUUCCAAGAAUCAUCACUUUAAUAUCAGUUGAAAAAAUGGUUUCUCAUUAGAUCAAAUUGUCAAUACUAAGAAGG